Molecule: messenger RNA, 3261 nt
Organism: Knipowitschia caucasica
Lineage: Eukaryota; Metazoa; Chordata; Actinopteri; Gobiiformes; Gobiidae
Source: the annotation of a GenBank genome assembly
AUGGCCUCCCUGUGGUUCCACUGCCUGCUGCUCCUCCUGCUUCCCUGCCCAGGCCUGUCCCGAAAGCCCAGAUCCCACCACAGACCAGACCAUGGAUCGGACCAUGAACCAGACCACAGGCCCAACGUCACCCUUGCCGUCAUCCUGCCCCACAACAACACAAAGUACCCGUGGGCGUGGCCUCGCAUCGGUGCAGCCAUUGAGAGCGCAGUGAGGCGGGUGAACGCGGACCCCAGCCUGCUGCCCGCACACCGCCUCUCGUACCAGUUUAAGUCGAGUCAGGACAAGAACGGGAUUUGCUCCGAGUCGUCGGCCCCGCUUAUGGCCGUGGACCUCAAAAUGGCCUACAACCCCUGGGCCUUCAUCGGCCCCGGCUGCUCAUACGCGGCCGCUCCCGUGGGGCGCUUCACUGAGCACUGGGAUGUCCCCAUGGUAACGGCGGGUGCUCCGGCCGUGGCCUUCUACGACGUGUACCCAUCCAUUACCAACACGGGGCCCACGCACAAGAAGCUGGGCCGGUUUGCUCUGCGCCUGUGCGAGCACUUUGGCUGGUCCGAGAAGGUUCUGCUAGUUUUCAGCGACAGCAAGAAGGACGACCGGCCGUUCUACUUCGCCACCGAGGGGCUGUACGAGGAGCUGAGCCGAGUCAACGUGACCGGGGAGGAGCUGGUGUUCUACGACAACCCGCCCAUCAACUACUCCCAUGUCCUGAACAGCAUGCACAAUGAGGGCAGAGUGAUGUUCGUGUGCUGUAUGCCUGACGUCUUCCGGAAGUUGAUGGUUGAAUUCCGCGCUGCAGAUCUACCACACGAGGAGUUCAUCUUCUUCUACAUCGACGUGUUCGGAGACAGCCUGAACUCUGACCUCAAGAGGCCCUGGUACCGUGGCGACCAGGAGGACGCCGCCGCCAAGCUAGCAUUCCAGAACGUGAAGAUCUUGACCUACAGAGAACCUCAGAACUCAGAAUACAAGGAGUUCAUCCAAGACCUGAAGAAGGACUCUCUGGAGAUGUUCAACUACACCGUGGAGGACACACUGAUGAACAUCAUCGCUGGAGCGUUCUACGACGGUCUGAUGCUGUACACUCACGCGCUGAAUGAGUCCCUAAGUGAAUUGGCCAAAACCGGACUGAACCGGACCCACAGACCGGAUCACAGAGCAGGCCACAGACCGGACCUGGACUCUCUCAGACCAACGGGAACUGAGGUGACACGGCGCAUGUGGAACCGCACGUACUACGGAGUGACUGGAGUCCUGCAUCUGGACGAAAACGGAGACCGAGACACGGACUUUGUUCUGUGGGACCUAAGUGACACCAACUCCUCCGUCUACCAGAUUGCCAUGCUCUUCAACGGGUCGGAUGAGUCGCUGUCCCCAGUCCCUGGGACACAGCUCCACUGGCCCUUAGGGGCCCCUCCACGAGACAUCCCCCAGUGCGGCUUCAGAAACGACAACCCGAUCUGUCUGGCCAAGACCAUCACCAUCCAACAGCUUGUGUCCAUCAUUCUCUUCUUCCUCCUCACCAUGGGGCUAACCGUCACCGUCUUCAUCUACCGGCGUAUGAAGCUGGAGAAGGAGUUAGUGGCUCAGCUCUGGAGGGUCCACUGGGACGACAUCCACAUGAGCAACAUGGACAAAGUUCUGCGCAGCGGCAGCCGCAUCACACUGUCUCUGAAAGGUUCAAACUACGGCUCUCUGAUGACGGGGGAUGGAAACCUGCAGGUGUUUGCGAAGACUGGGUACUACAAGGGAAACAUUGUGGCCAUCAAAUACACAAACCGGAAACGUGUGGAGCUGAACCGGAAAGUGCUGUUUGAGCUCAAACAUAUGAGGGACGUCCAGAACGAGCACUUGACACGUUUCAUCGGCGCCUGCAUCGACGCCCCCAACAUGUGCAUCCUCACCGAAUACUGCCCCCGCGGGAGUCUACAGGACAUCCUGGAGAAUGACAGCAUCAAUCUGGACUGGAUGUUCAAGUACUCGCUCAUCAACGACAUUGUGAAGGGUAUGUUGUACCUCCACAGCAGUGUCCUCGUGUCCCAUGGGAAGCUGAAAUCUUCUAACUGUGUGGUGGACAACCGCUUCGUCCUGAAGAUCACAGACUAUGGCCUGAGCAGCUUCAGGGAGGAAGAGAGCACCAGGGACGCACACGCUUACUACGCACACCGGUUGUGGACAGCCCCGGAGCUGAUGCGUCUCGAGGCCCCUCUCCCGCAGGGGACGCAGAAAGGAGAUGUCUACAGCUUUGGCAUUGUCGUCCAUGAGGUGGCGCUGCGGAGAGGGGCUUUCUACAUCGAGGGAGACCCACUGAGCCCCAAAGAGAUCGUGGACCGUGUGGUGCUGGGGGAGUGGCCUUGUCUAAGACCCUCUCUGGACCCACAGACCCACAGUCCAGAACUGGGUCAGCUCAUGAGCCGCUGCUGGGCCGAGGAACCCACCGAGAGACCGGACUUCAGCCACAUCCGGGUCCUGCUGCGCAAACAGAACAAGGAGUCGCGCUCGAACAUCCUGGACAACCUUCUGUCCCGGAUGGAACUCUACGCCAAUAACCUGGAAGAACUGGUGGAAGAGAGAACACAGGCGUACCAUGAAGAGAAGAGGAAGGCCGAGACCCUGCUGUACCAAAUACUGCCCCAUUCGGUGGCGGAGCAGCUCAAACGUGGAGAGACCGUCCAGGCCGAAGCCUUCGACUCUGUGACCAUCUACUUCAGCGACAUCGUGGGCUUCACCUCUAUCUCCGCAGAGAGCACCCCUCUGGAGGUGGUGACUCUGCUGAACGACCUCUACACAUGCUUUGAUGCCAUUAUCGACAACUUUGACGUUUACAAGGUGGAGACGAUCGGUGAUGCGUACAUGGUGGUGUCUGGUUUGCCCGUGCGUAACGGGAAACUCCACGGCAGAGAAGUGGCGCGCAUGGCUCUGGCGCUGCUCGACGCGGUGCGCACGUUCAGGCUGCGGCACCGACCGGAGCUGCAGCUGAAACUCCGCAUCGGCAUCCACAGCGGCCCGGUGUGUGCCGGUGUGGUGGGACUGAAGAUGCCUCGUUACUGUCUGUUUGGAGACACAGUCAACACCUCAUCCAGGAUGGAGUCCACAGGAGAAGCUCUGAAGAUCCACGUCUCGGCCGCGACUCGUGAGGUCCUCUUGGGCUUCAACAGUUUCCAGCUGGAGCUCAGGGGAACCAUAGACAUCAAGGGCAAAGGCAAGAUGACCACCUACUGGCUGCUGGGGGAAUCGCAACCUCCCAUGGACUCAACAUAG